This is a messenger RNA of Cuscuta campestris, 2465 nucleotides long. NCBI's taxonomy places the organism in Eukaryota, Viridiplantae, Streptophyta, Magnoliopsida, Solanales, Convolvulaceae. The record is from the annotation of a GenBank genome assembly.
AAUGAGCUCCCCCCCCCUCCUCCCCUCUUCCAAGAAGAGGGGUAUAUAUAAUGGGAGAGUUAAAGCUAGGGUUUACAUACAAAGACCAGUGGGCCGGCCCAACAGGCUGGGCCGCCCUAAAUAAGUAAUUAAUGAACGACUAACGGGCCGAUCCAACAAACUAGACCGCCCCGAUUAAUAUUAUACAAAGACCGGAUACCCCCUGUCUAGGGUAUCCAUCAUGAGUCCCCCACUUCCCGAGCCGAGAGGAACUCGAGGUGAAGUGGGAGUAGAACAAUAAUCCACCACGGAAGGACACCGUCUUCCUUGUUGUCUAGAGUGUACAAUCACCAUAAGAGUGGAUGAAUCAGUCGUCAUCUACAGUCCGUUUGUCGUCUUCGAACAUCCUCCCACAAUCUCGUCAAUGUGUGACCUACUCCACGGGGGAUGCCUCAUUAAAAACUUGCCGAGGAAAAAAAUAACCCAUGAGGAUGGGAAAAAAUCCUUGAUCAAGAAAAGAGUACAUCUUGUCCCACAUAGUGGAUCAAGAAAACAUUGCUAGGGGGUGAGGUCUUCUGUGUGAAUCUCAGAAGAGGUGAUCUUCAAGUCCCCCGGACUCGUUGUCCGGAGUCGAGGGCUGUUCGACAUAACGGAUUGCCGACAAGUGUAGGUACACGCGUACUGUUGCAAUCUGAUACAAGGUCAGGAUGUCAAUCAUGAAGCUCUCUUGUAAUAAUUACGAGCCGAGCACCCGGAGUCCCCCACUCCCUAAGCCGAGGAAGAAUUCUGAGGUGAAGGGGAGUAGUGUCCAUGCUCGACGCCGACGGGAGUCUGUGGCUGCCUCACGAGCUUGAGUGGCUGAAGGCCGAGCUCGUGUGACUGAAGGCCGAGCUCGUGGGCUGAAGGCCGAACUCGUGUGCCCCAAGAGGUGGUCGAGGCCGAGCUCGAGUGCCUCACGCGGUGGCUGAGUCCGAGCCUGGCCUUCUCAUUCUUCAAACCUGCAAAAUAAGUUCAAAAAAGAACACAAGGCGCUCGCGGGCUCGGAUGGACCGAUCACCAUGCGGCCGAGAAAAGUAAGUCAACGUAUGAGUCAAGUUCAAAGUUUUGGACAAAAGAUAGGCAUAAUCAACGAAGUGUGCCGAUCGUGUAGUAGUCUGGUCUAGAACAAACCUUGAUGUCAUCCUUAGUGAGUCCGGGGUCUUCAAAUGAGAGCUGCUCGGGUAAGUGAGAUAGGCACAAAGAUGCACCCCUCGCCUUAGAUCCGAGAGCAAAAUAGUUCACGUCGUUGAAGACGGAUAUAUAGGAGUGCGUCAAGAUGGACGGCUUACCUCGGCCUCACGAAUAGUAUUGUCGCGGGCGAUUUGGAGUGCCUCGCGGGGAGGGCUUACCUUGGCCUCGUAGAAGAGGAAGUAAAAUCGCGUCAUGAGAGAUGGAUGGGAGUGCGUCGUGGUGACGUCUUACCUCGGCCUCGUGAAAGAGGAAAUGAGAUUGCGUCGUGAAAGACGGAUGGGAGUGUGUCGCGGUGGACGGCUUACCUCGGCCUCGCAAUAAUAUCGUCGCGGACGAUCUUCAACACCUCAUAGAGAGGUUUUACCCGGCCUCGCUAAGGAAUGACUAAAUGAGUUGGAUCUGAGCCAUGCCCUGAGGCAGGUCGCUGGCCUGUGUGGGGUGUUAGAUUAAGCUUCACACCCGUCCCACAACAGGGCUUAAAGUGUUAAAUACAGAGUGUAAUACCAUCGUCCAAAAGAGAUCCGAUCACAUGUGGUGGACAAGAGCCGGCAGAUUUGACAGAAGAAGCAAUAGAACUAUGCAAGAAAGCCCGCACACUUGUCGGAUUGUCAGAUUGAUUCAGGCCGAAGUCGAUGGAGGUAGGUCGUCGCCGGUCUGGACUGGUGUCGGAGCCCGGCUACUGGAUUCGAACUCGCUCGUCGUCGGCUACGACGGUUAGCUGCUGCGAUCGUUGGUCACUGAUCUGCUGUCGGGGGUUACCACUGCUGCGCUCGCCGAAGGGAAGGGGUCGCCGGAACGAGAGUGGAGUCGCCGGGAACUUGAGAGAAGUAGGGAGCGGCUUGAAGGAACAGCUGCUGUAAAGCCCAAAAUCGAUGACUCGUGGCUGGCGGAAAGAGCUCCGUUCGGGUCGGAUCGUAAUUUGACCUAAUGGCUACCAUCUACAUUUUAGAUCUGUAAUCUACCUCACCUAUCAGUGUUCUCUUGCGUUCGCGGGGUCCUCGCUGGGAUAGGAGGUUAGAGUGUCGCCUGAAGCCCGCCGCAGAGGACAUGAACGGACUACGGCUUCGCCGCCGGUGCUUGGGGGCUUAGGACGGAGCAGCGCGCCGGCGUCCAUGGAGACAAUCUUAUCCACAGCGAGGUUCAGUGAAGCAUCCGUCUGGAACUCCGGAGCUAAGAGUGGCGCUGUACGCCGGCGUCAAUUACCCGGACAGGCGAAGGGGCGAGAGAGUCUCCUCCCCAGAUCUGGUUUCAACCUU